GCCCAACUUGUUUGUUUCUAAACAAGGAAAAUGACAAAGGAAUCAACUUAUACUUUUGAAGUUCACGCUCCUUCACCUCCUAUUAUUAUUCCUGCCAGGAAGCCUAGUUCACAUAUUUCGGCUUCUGUAGCCCCUUCAGGAAUGUCACCAAUUACGGGGAAUCCAAUUCUUGUCAAUAAAUUAUCAACACUUCCUUCUCAGCCUUCUUCAAAAAACUCUAGUCCGGAUUUAACAUCUUUGUCGUCUUCACCUUUGCCAUUAAAUCCAAUAACGAAUAAAACCAAUAACAUAACAAAUACUUCUUUAGCCCCUUCUCCACGCUAUUCCUCGUCAUAUUCUUCACCUUCUUCCUCUACUACGCAUUUAAUGAAGAAGGGUUUUCAUUCCACGACAAGACUUCCAGAUACAAUUAGUACCAAUAAAGAAGAGCCUGAGCAGAUAGAAAAUUUUCCUGAAAAACUAAAAAGAAAUACAAUGAAAAGAUCUUUAAGUUAUUCAAAAGAGCCUCAUAGUUUAUAUUUUACUCCAACUUUUGUCCGAAAUCCCUUUAACGAUUGUGAAAUAUUUUCAAUAGAAUUAGACGAAUCAAGUUCAAAAAGGACAAACAGUUCUAAUUCCCUCAAUGAAUCAAAUACAUCUGGUUCAUUAAAAGAAAAAGAAAUGGAACGACAUGAUGAUACAAAAUUAAACGAUUGGGAUAUAAUUGAAUUCCAAUUAUUAGCAUUGGACAAUUUCAGGAAUUGGAUGUUAUGUUUUUGUGUAAUUAAUUUCGAUUUAGAAUUGGGGCAGGCAAUGGAUUUAAUGUAUCCACCUUUAGAGUUGACAGAUGAUGAAAAGAAAAAUAUUUGUUUUUCUGCAUUCCCCGAUUCGAAUUCAUUUGACGUGGGAGAUACAGUAUUUAAUUUUCGUAUAAGAUGUUCACAAUCUGGAUUGGUUUCUUCAGGUUAGUCAUAAAAAUUAAUUCAUUUGUUAUGUAUGAAUUUGGCAUUGUUUCAAAAUACGAGCAUAUUAGCGCUGGAAAAGUUCAUUUUAACAGCUGCAUAAUAAAUUUAU
Messenger RNA from Rhizophagus irregularis DAOM 181602=DAOM 197198, 1053 nucleotides. Lineage: Eukaryota; Fungi; Glomeromycota; Glomeromycetes; Glomerales; Glomeraceae. The record is from RefSeq and is a predicted model, not a curated record.